Molecule: messenger RNA, 579 nt
Organism: Lathyrus oleraceus (garden pea)
Lineage: Eukaryota; Viridiplantae; Streptophyta; Magnoliopsida; Fabales; Fabaceae
Exons: 1
Coding region: 1-579 (192 amino acids)
Source: RefSeq, a predicted model, not a curated record
AUGACUAAUAAGUAUAUUCUUAAUGAUCCCAGUCCAGAACUACCUGGUUAUAUCAAACCGCCUUAUCCCAUUAUUAAAAAGAAACCAUUACAGGAAGAUGAAGCAGGGUUAUUCGUAAGGUUUAAGGAGAUGUUGGCUACACUUCAGGUAAGUAUUUUGUUUCAUGAAGUGUUAGAAUUAAUGCCUAAGUUUUCUAAGUUUAUGAAGGAAUUGCUAAAGGUUACGAAGCAAAAAUUGGUCAAGGAACAGGUAAAUAUGAUAGAGAAAGAUGAGACGACAGUGCCUCCAACGUUGCCAUCAAAACUAAAGGAUCCAGGUAAGUUCAUCACCGCUUAUACCAUUGAUGGAGUAAAGAUACCAAGCGCUUUAUGUGAUUUAGGAUCAAGUAUUAAUGUAAUGCCAUUGAAUAAGGUUAAGGAAUUGAACUUGGGAGAGAUUAUACCGAGUAAUAUGACUCUCACUUUGGUUGAUUUAUCUGUUACUCAUCCGCUUCGUAUCUUACAAGACGUGUUAGUACAUGUCGAUGGUUUAGUUUUUUCUGUAGAUUUUGUGGUGAUUGAUAUGAAAGGAAAUUCAUGA